Molecule: messenger RNA, 924 nt
Organism: Anopheles aquasalis
Lineage: Eukaryota; Metazoa; Arthropoda; Insecta; Diptera; Culicidae
Gene: MAGE
Product: necdin, MAGE family member
Cellular component (GO): nucleus
Source: RefSeq, a predicted model, not a curated record
GAAAGGAGCGGGAAUUUCUUGGAACGAUCUCGUCUCGUUUUUGCUUUUCCCGUGCUUUCGUUGAGGAAAAACUAGUAAAAUCCGGCAUAAUGCCGCGUCCAUCGCAAUCUCGUGCUUCUGCUAGCCAACCGCUUAGUAUUUCUCAAGUCCAGGCCUCGCAAUCAUCGGAAGCGGUAGUCGACAUCACCUCGUACGUUACCGCCGUCGUGAAGGCAAUCCUGAAUUUAUCCUGCAACAAAGCGAUAAUCAAACGGGCGGAUCUAGUGAAUAUCGCAUUGAAGGGAAAUGGUCGGUUAAUUGGAAGGGUGCUGCAGGAAGCGGUUGUCGAGCUUAAGGAUAUCUACGGCUACGAGCUCAUCGAGGUGGAGAAGAACAAAACCAUGAUUCUCUGUUCCACGCUUCCUUGCGGAUCGAUGGACGAACUCAAUGAUGCCGACCGUCGACGGUACAUCUUCCUGUAUCUUAUUUUGGGUUACAUCUUUAUGAAGAACGGGUCGGUACCGGAGACAAUCGUGUGGGAGUUUUUAGAAACGCUGGGUAUCGAGGAGCAGCAAGAGCAUAAUUACUUCGGAGACGUGAAGAAGAUGUACGACUCCUUUUUCAAGCAGCUUUACUUGGCACGCACCAAACAGGUGCUCGAGGGCUUGAACGACGACGUGAUGUUGAUUAGCUGGGGCGUACGUUCAAAGCACGAGGUGUCGAAAAAGGAAAUUUUGGAAGGCUUUUGCAAAGUAAUGAACCGAAAUCCGGUCGAUUUCAAAACACAGUACAUCGAAGCUAACGAACACGACCAUGUUGAAGAUGAUUGAAACGAAUGAUUCAUAUUAAAUUAGUUUAAUCUCAUGUUUUCCAAGAAAAAUUAGUUAGAAACCUUACUCAGCAUGUGUUGUCGGUAGAUCGGUCGCGAUGAUGUAGUAUGUUUUU